AUGAAAAGAAAAGCUAAAGCAAUCACUAGAAGUUCAAUUUUCUGUAAAGAAUGUGGUAGUUUAUUAUUAAAUAAUGGUGAGGAUGUAAUUGUUUGUCACUAUUGUGACUGUGGACAUGAUGCAGAAGAGUAUGAAAACAAUUUGAUAGUUACAAGUAGUAAUGAGAAAAUAUUUAAUUCAAAGUUACGUCUAAGGCAUUCAAAAAUAAAACAAGUUAGUCGUAAAACUGAAAGUGCUUCUAUCAAAGAAAAAUGUCCUAAAUGUGAUAAUGAAGAAAUGAAUUAUCAUACAAUGCAACUACGUUCAGCUGAUGAAGGACAAACUAUAUUUUAUAAUUGUAUUUAUUAA
Entrophospora candida is the source of this 348-nucleotide messenger RNA. Lineage: Eukaryota; Fungi; Glomeromycota; Glomeromycetes; Entrophosporales; Entrophosporaceae. The record is from the annotation of a GenBank genome assembly.